Lachancea dasiensis is the source of this 2445-nucleotide messenger RNA. The record is from the annotation of a GenBank genome assembly. NCBI's taxonomy places the organism in Eukaryota, Fungi, Ascomycota, Saccharomycetes, Saccharomycetales, Saccharomycetaceae.
AUGUCGAAUUUCUUCCGCGAUAGCGCUCACGGUUUCAAGCCUCGAUCUAACAUCUUUUCCAAGCUUCGAAACAAGGAUCCUGAAGCGGAUAGUGACACCAACACCGAUAAUGGGGUUUUGGACGCAGAUUGGGGGUAUUCGCAGGAGAGAACAUCUAAUAUGGAUGGGGUAGAUUCUCGGUUUCUGACACACGAAACCAAUAUUUCAAUUGCCAACGAGAGCACCCCGAAAACCAAGUCUCUAACUGGGAAGAACAAGGGCUUUGAAGAGGAGGAGCUUGAAAUCACAGAGGUCAGAAAUGUAAACGUGGCACAUCAACACGACGAAAGGAAGCACGAAAUUCCCGGUGGCAAAAACAGGGCCCUUCACGAGCAGUUGCUUAAAGUAAAAAACGUUAUGGAGUCUAGUGAUACCUCGACAAACGAAGUGUUGCUGGAGGCAUUCAACAACACCCAAAGAAUUUGCUCCAAUUUGAAAUCAGAAUUACAACGAUUGAAGUCGGAAAAUCAGCAACAAAGUCGACUUGUUAGUAACUACAAAGCCGAGAUCAUGAACAUUGAGGGAAAAGUCGGUCAGUAUCGACAAUUGUUGGCGUCCAUCGAAACAAAGUCAGUGGACUUGCAAAAGCAAAAGCAAACUAGUGAGGAACAAUUGUUAAAGUUGCGAAGCGAUUAUGACGAGCUUGUUGAGCGCUUGCAUAAUUACACUAAAGAUAGUGGGUCAAUUCGUAAGUUGUUGGAGGAAACUCGUUCGACGCAAAAAAGGUCGGAUGCAGAGAUAGCAAAGCGAUUGAAAGAGCUGGAGUACCUGAAGAAGGAGCUAAAUAACUCGUCUGGUCUGCUCAGCGAAGAGAAGUUGAAAAACCGGGACCUCAUGCAAGAGUUGAAAAAAUUCAGAGAAUAUUCAAACGUUUUGUUGGAUAAAACGCUGAAGAAAAUGGAUCAAGAUAUUCGAAAAGAACUUUCUUCCAUAAGUAUCUCAGUGAAAUCUACCAAUUCCAAAAAUUCUACUCUGGUGCAAGAAGAUCUGCAAAGGUUCCUCGUAAGCUUAAGAGCGGCUAUUGUGGAAGAUUUUAAAAACGAAAAUCAGGUUUUUAAUGAACAGGCAAAUCAAAACUUUGUACAAGGAUUAGCGACAUUAAAGAAGGCGCUUGAGGAUGGCCUUACCUUUGAUCGUAAUUCAACAAAAAAUGAGAAUGCCAAAAUCAAUCGCGUAGAGUUUCUCUUAGAUGACUUUGCCAAAAAACUUGAGCGCAGCUUACCUAAAGAGUCUUCUUCAAAAACUAGCGGAGCAUUGAUGUCGAACCUUCAUGACUCGGUCAAAGACGUACAAGAAGUGGUCAAUGCCGUCAACGAUAAACUCUACCAAUACUCGAAGCAGUUAACUCUUAUCAGUACUCAUGAGCAGAAAAUAGAUGGAUUGCAUGAAAAGCUACACGCCGUAGCAUUGCAAAAAAGUGAGGCGGUGUUACUAAUAAAAGCUCGGAACACUGAGAUCGAGGAACUGAACAGCCAGCUUUCAACCAAAAGUAAUUCUGUAGGUAGGCUUGCCGAAGAAGGUAAAGAGCUGAACUUGAAGGUUUUGGGACUCGAGCGAGUAGUUGAAGCAAAGGCUCAAGAAAUGUCGAAAAUGGAACAAGAGUUGCAAAUGACAAGAGUAAAUUGUGACAACAAGUUGACAGCUCAAAAUGAAAUCUUAAAACUAGUCACGGGCGAACGUGACCGUUUGCAGGCUGAAGUUGGCAUGUUCAAUCAGCUAAAAGACGAGGUUGAAAGGGAAAAGAUGUGUGCUAAGAGUAAAGCAAAAAAGAUCAACGAUCAAGUUCAAAAUCUUAACGUGGAAGUAAUACAACUCAAAGCAAGAGAAUUGGAACUCGACGAGGAAAACAGAAAAUUAAAAAAUACUGUUGAGCAGUUGAAUUUGGAUUCGCGGGAGAGUGGGGAUCAAGUUCUUGGUUUAAAACAAAAGGUCGUGAGGCUCGAAAAUGAGAAAAAUACAGGAGCAAGCGAAAACCUCGACCAUCAAGAUAAAAUCGCAUUACUCGAACAGCAAUUGCUAACAGUCCGCAAACAGAUGCAAAACUUGAAGGACCAGCGACACAAGGUUCCACAGAUAAAGAAGCAUGCGUUACAGGUGACCCAGCAUCCACGUGAGCUACAGGGAAACCGAUCAUCUAAAGUUGUUGCAAAUGCAACUAGCGGUGCACCUACGGCUCCCGCUUCUCAAAGUAACGAUGCAUUUGAUCUAUCAUCGUCUUCAGCAUCGUCCAACGACGAUCUGGAGAUGACAAACCCAUCGCCAAAUACAUCUAAAUCCAGCAAAACUCGCGUGCCAACCUCAAUGAGCCGAUCGGCUACUUCAGCAAAGAAGAAAAAGCUUUUGCUGCACGAGGAAGCGGAUAACUUGGAUUCCAAACACCGCGGUCGCAAGAAACGUAGAUUCUAA